Messenger RNA from Aricia agestis (brown argus), 739 nucleotides. Its product is annotated as transmembrane protein 208. The coding region runs from base 129 to 650 and encodes 173 amino acids. The record is from RefSeq and is a predicted model, not a curated record. Gene Ontology annotation, cellular component: intracellular membrane-bounded organelle. The transcript is spliced from 4 exons. Lineage: Eukaryota; Metazoa; Arthropoda; Insecta; Lepidoptera; Lycaenidae. Gene Ontology annotation, biological process: vacuolar protein processing.
AAAUAUAAUUAAAUAUCAAGUACUUUGUGCCUUUUAAAUUACAUUUAUACGUCAUAACAAUACGUAUUUUCAAUCAAUUCCUAGAAUAGUAUAAAAAGCUGCAAUUUUAAAAAUUAUUUCCAAGAAAUAUGCCUCCACAAAAGGGAAAAACCCCUACAAAGGGUGCAAAGCAAAUAUUGAUGGAGAACACAGCGACAGUGUCAUUUUACCGCAACAUGGCUAUCGCAGCCGGGCUGACAUACAAUCUACUAGCCUUCACACUGUUUGCUGAGAGUCUGUCUUAUGGUGUAAUAUUCCUCGAUGUGUUCGUGGUGAUCAUAUAUCUGGGGUGCUACCAGAUGAUGGUAUACAUCAGCCGGCCUAAGUAUACCGACAGCAACCAGCUGGUGGACCCUGGACUGGAUCUGAACAUGGAAGGUGGCAUGGGAGAGCACGUCAAAGACAUAGUAAUACUGUCGUCUAUAACUCAUGUUCUGGCGCUAAUAUCGAACUACUUCUGGUUGCUACUUCUUCUCCUACCAAUAAGGGCCUUCUGGUUGCUAUGGACCAAUAUCCUUGGCCCCUGGUUCUUCCAGGAAGCACCGGAGGACACAGAACAAGACGAGAAGAAGAGGAAGAAAAUGGAACGCAAAAUGAAGCGGUACCAAUAAAAGUAAAUUCGCGUACAAAUACCUUAUUGCCUAGAUAAAAAAAAUACAUUUAAAAAUAUUAAAAUUCAAAUAUUUAUAUAUAUUAUGCA